AUGAACAAUCGCUCAUCGAAUAACCCUGCAGACCCGAGACUCUUGAUCUCAAUCUCUGUCUUUGCUAUCGUCGGAGGCACCCUUCUCCUUUCAAGCCUUGUGGGCUUCUCUGAUCCCCCUUUGUUCUGCUCCGAUUCCAUAUCAGAUGAAUUCGUUCCAUCAUCCACCACACCAUUGCAGCUAGAUGCCAUCCUCCAUUAUGCCACGGCUCAAGUCGUCCCACAACAAUCCAAACCCGAGAUCAUGGUCUCGUUUGACGUCCUCCAAACCAUUUCCCCGUGUAACUUUCUUGUAUUCGGGCUCAGUCAUGACUCCCUCAUGUGGGCUUCGUUUAACCCAAAUGGCAAAACGUUAUUCCUCGAAGAAGACCCCACAUGGGUCAGAAGUGUCAUGCAAAUCACACCGGAACUCAACGUGGCUAUCGUGAAAUACCAGACGAAGCUUGCAGAUGCGGACAAGCUCCUACGGUUGUAUAAAUCCGAACCGGAAUGUGCUCCAUCUAAAGGUUAUAUCAAGGGCAAUACAAAGUGCAAGUUGGCAAUCUCAGGUUUUCCAGAAGAGGUGUUUGAUAAUGAGUGGGAUAUGAUAAUGAUUGAUGCACCAAGGGGUUAUUUUGAUGAUGCCCCCGGGAGAAUGGGGGCGAUUUACUCCGCUGCCGUGAUGGCCAGGAAUAGGAAAAAACCAGGUGUGACCCACGUGUUUUUGCAUGACGUGGAUCGGAAGGUGGAGAAAGCUUACGCAGAAGAGUUUUUGUGCCGGAAGUAUUUGAAGAAGGCUGUUGGAAGAUUGUGGCAUUUUGAGAUUCCACCAGCUGCGAAUGUAACCAACCGCGAUGCCAAGUUUUGUUAG
Messenger RNA from Erigeron canadensis, 849 nucleotides. Its product is annotated as probable methyltransferase At1g27930. NCBI's taxonomy places the organism in Eukaryota, Viridiplantae, Streptophyta, Magnoliopsida, Asterales, Asteraceae. Bases 1 to 849 code for a protein of 282 amino acids. The transcript has a single exon. The record is from RefSeq and is a predicted model, not a curated record. Gene Ontology annotation, biological process: xylan biosynthetic process.